Molecule: messenger RNA, 1295 nt
Organism: Fimicolochytrium jonesii
Lineage: Eukaryota; Fungi; Chytridiomycota; Chytridiomycetes; Spizellomycetales; Powellomycetaceae
Exons: 1
Coding region: 196-1218 (340 amino acids)
Source: RefSeq, a predicted model, not a curated record
AAGUUUCCAUCCAGCUCAGCAUCCAGCUCAGCAUCCAGCUCUCGAUGGUCUCUGGUCUCUCGCAGCUUGCAACCGAGUGCCGUUCAAGCAACAGCUAUCCUCCUCGUCGAUCGCUACUGUAAGCGUAGGCGGGCGGCUUGGGCUUGCACUACAGUCAUUAUCAGUCUCGGCGAGUCCUCGCAACUUUCCCACGUCAUGUCUUUAACGACCGCGCCAACCUCACCCCGUCCAUCACCCCCAAACUUCCCCCCACCAGAACUCCUCACCCGCAUCCUCCUCCACCCCGCCUUCACCCACCCCCCAUCGCUGCUCGCCUGCCUCCUCGUCAACAAACGCUGGUCUACAACCCUCUCCACCCGCGAACGCUGCCUCAUCAAACAUAACUUCACACACAACCCGCAAGGCCUGCCCCCGCGCGAUGGAUUCAACAACAAACGGUGGGGGACGGGCCAGGGUCUGGAUGGGGAUGCGUACCUGUUCUGGGAAGAGCUGGAGGUGGCCGCUUUGAAGGAUGAGUUUGGCUGGCUGGGAUUGAUGCAAUCGGAGCUGAGGGAAAUGGUGGAGACUACUGGCUCCCGAGCCACUCAUCCAAACACGGCAAAGAACGAAUCGCAGUGGAAGCAACUCACUGCGGACGUCAAUUUGCUCACGGAGCCGUUCAGAGCCCUUAACGUUAUCAAAUCAUACCGCGAGCGGUACGCGCGCGAUGCGCGGAAAUUCUGUUUCCUGCUCCGUGAGGAAGGGGCCAUGAUCUGCCCUUUGCUUCUCGCCCCCGUGCCUGAGUUAGACUCCGUAACAACCUCAACCACUCAACCGCUCCUCAAAACGCUCCUGUCUCGUCUGAGGGUAUCAGAACACCUCUGUGAGCGCUACACUCUUUGGCGAAUCCCCGUUUGGGAUGAACAGAUCACGAAGGCGUUCAUCCGAAACAAGCGCAUUUGGUGCUACGACACAAGCGUCAACAAGCCUCCGGCGCUGUGCACCGAUGUGCACGCGAUUUCACUUUACAAGGAUGUGUAUCAGGCGCUGAAGGAUGCGGAUGUCGUGGAGCUGAUUCAUGUGGAGAAGCCUGAUCAAAUUUUGGAGUACUGGGAGGAAGAGGAGGAAGAGGAGGAAGAGGAAGAGGAUGGGUAUCCGUGCUGGUUUACGUUGUGUAGGAGGAGAGAGAAGGGGCGGAGUGUGCUGGGCUGGAUGGUGUAUGAUAAUCUCAGUUCGUAAGGUGGAGAGGCUAGAAAUCUAUUGAUACGUGGCGUGUACAGGGUCUAUUCUAGGUUUGGUGUUUUUACAUAGGUCUG